AGCAUUUCCGGCACUCUUACGCUAGACGUCGCACUCGUUCACACAAAGUGCGGAGAUCGACUCUCUUCGGUCCAUGGGUUUCACACUAAUACAAUUGUAACGGUACAUACCGCUAGACUACUCCCAGCAAGGCGCGCUAAUCCCAGCCAGCCGACGCUCGUGGCCAAUUAGGUCGCCCGCGGACUGCCCAGAAGGCUGAGCCUACCUAACACUAAAUUAUUCCGCCGUGCUUCUCGUUUCAAGCUGUUUCAUCCGGUGCCGAUGGGUAUUUCUUGUUGGGAAAGAAAAAGCGACCGACAUCGGGUUGCAUGCCGCAAGCCAGCUCGGCAGAUACAGCUGUCCUGGACCUGCUUCAUGGCGCUGAGUGCUAUCCUAUUGAGUAGCGUACUCACGUCAUCUUGGUCAGCGGGCACGCAGUCGCUCCCCGAACCAAGCAACGGCAGUGACAUGUUCGCCCGCAGCGAGGUUUCGCCGCCGUUGAUGAGCGCAGCCGUCGCCGCGGCCCUGGUUGUGGGCGCCUGCUGCGCUGUCUGGCUUAUGGCCCUCUUGCUUGCUCGGCGGCCCGCUGCCGGCGUGGCGAAGUCACUCUUCAACGAGGCCCUCCGUGGCGUCCCCCAUGUGCCGUGCGGCCCUUCGAUGCCCUUGGCCACAUCCGACGGCUCUCCGUCGUGCCCCCAGCAGGCAUGCAAGGAUGGCGACGGCCAGCCCGACACGUCUGCUGCAUCAACGGCGGGAAAUGCAGGAAACAAGGCGGGGGAGGAGGAUAUGCCCGCGCACCCAAAACACACGGCUGCUGCUGUCAUCACCUCUUGUGCCAACGACCUUUCAUCAUCCCCCCGCCUGCACACCGUGGACGCGCCGCUGCCCCCCGUCCUCCACGUUUCCCCUGAGGUGGCAAACGGCGGCGCCACCGCAUCGCCGCCGCGCGUCCUAAAGACAGCAGCUCCCACGACCGCUCACCACAAUAAGCCCACUGUGCUCGUGUGCGGCGGGGGCAACGCCGCCCAGACCGGCGCCGCGUUCUUCUCCGCACGCGGCUACACCACACACGUGCUGUCCAUGCGGCCGGGCCACGCGGAGCGCUGGAACGACGCGAUGAGGAGCUGGAGGCCCGACGAGGGGGCACCUGCUGCUGCUACAGCCGUCCCCACGGCUACUGCUGCUCCUGCCGCGGCCCUUGCUAUUGCCGACCCUGCUGAUGAUGCGCAUGAUGCCGCGCCCUCAGCCGUGGCAAUGGCGGCCGUGGCAAGCAAGCCCGUGCACCAGCACCCCGCAGUCAUGGCCGCUGCUGCGCUCGUGGAUGCGGAUACGUCCACGCUUCUGAGACAAGGCCCCAUCAACAGAACCGCCAGCAGCGCCAGCAGCAGCAGCUGCGGCAGCUGUGGCAGUGGUUUCAGCUUCAGCAACAACUUCGGCGGCACAGUCGUCACGAUCAGUAACAGCCGCCGCAGCAGCUGUUGCAGCAGCUACAGUCGCCGCAGCAGCGGCUACAGCUUCAGCACCACGACCGCCGCCGCCGCCGCUAUCACCGCCAUCACCUCCAAGGCCACCACCACCGCACCCACCCGUACCACCGCCUUUGUGGGCAUGCGCCUCACACUCUUGAACACGGCUCCUGCUGCCGCUGGCGACAACAGUUGCAAUCCCGCCGCCCCCGCCCCCGCCGCCGCCGCCACUGCUACCGAGCACCUGUACGGCACGCCUGCCUCCGUCAGCUCCGACCCCGCCGUGGCCGCCGCCGCCGACGUCAUUGUGCUGGCCGUGCCCUCCCUCGCCCACGGCGAAUACCUGGCGGCGCUCCGCCCGCACCUGCGCCCCGGCGCCGUCAUUAUCGCCAUGCCUGCCCGCUCGGGCGGGGACCUCCUCUUCUCCACCGCCCUGGCCGAGCGCGCCGCCGACUGCUGCUUCGUGGGCUGCGACACCCUGCCCUGGGCCUGUCGCUUCACGGAGUGGGGCAAGGCGGUGUGCAUCCUGGGCACCAAGGCAUCCAUCCGGGCGGCGGUGACGCCGCCGCGCGCCACGCCGGCGGCGCUGGGCGUGCUGCAGGCUCUGCUGGGCGCGCGGACGCGGGUGGUGGGUUGCGGCUCCAACCUGGCCAUCAGCUUGCGCAACCCGGGACAGGUGAUCCACCCGGGUAUCAUGUACGGCCGUUGGUGCCCUCAGCGCUGGGACGGCCGCCCGCUGCCGGCAGCAGCAGCAGCCGCUGGUACUGGUGGUGGCGGCGGUGGCGGCGGCGGCAAGCCGCUGUUCUACCAGGGAGUGGACGCCUUCACCGAGGGGGUGCUGCAGGGCCUGUCGGACGAGGUUCAGGCGGUGCGUGCCGCUCUGGAGGCCGCGGUGCCCGCCAUGGCCGAGGCCGCCGCCACACAGCAGCAGCAGCAGCAGCAGCAGGAGGAGCAGGAGGAGGAGGAGCAGCAGCAGGCACAGCAGCCCCCACCAAUAGGACGCACCCACCACCCCCGCACGCACCGCACGCACCGCACGCCGCCGCUGGUGUUGGACCUGAGCGAUGCCCUGCCGCUGCACGAGUGGUACCUGCAGUCCUACCCGGGAGCCAUCGCCGACCCCACCACCCUGGGCUCCUGCAUGCGCACCUGCUCCGCCUACGCCGGACUCACCCAUCCCAUGGUGCCGCACCAGCAACAGCCGCAGCAGCCGCAACAGCCGCAGCAGCCGCAGGAGCAGGAGGAGCCGCUACAGCCGCUACAGCCUCAGGAGCAGGAGCAGCUGCUGCUACUGCCGGACCUGCGCCACCGCUACCUGUCCGAGGACGUGCCCACCGGCCUCGCCUUCACCCGCGGUCUUGCCGAGCUCGUCGGCGUGGCCACCCCCACCAUGGAUAAAGUGCUCGGCUGGGCGCAGGCGGCACUGGGGCUGGAGCUGUUGGUGGGUGGCCGCAUGGUGGGCCGCGACCUGGCCAAGAGCCGUGCGCCGCAGGCACUGGGCAUUCACAGCUUGGAGGACUUUCUGCGGGUGUCCGGCAUUAUUCUUGCACUGGAUGCGUGAUGAAGAGGAAGAGGGGCCGGCGGAGGGUCGAGCAGAGCGAGGGGGAGGAGGAGGAGGGGGGAGGCGUGGAGGGGGAGCAGGGGCGAGCCCGCCGUUGGAGGCUUAGGGGACCUGCUCUGAGUUAUAUGUACGGUAAAGGGGUAGGGACUGGAUUGUGGAUGAUUGGGCAGCUGGCACACGCUGAGUGCCGCCCUCUCCGUGUGUGGCGGCCUGGCGGGGCUUGUGAUGCUUGGGUGCGUGUGGCCCCACACACACACACAGCUGUGAUUACAUCCAUUCAUACAUGUAUUCUGUGGACGCCAGCCAGUGCGCGCGCCUAGCGCGCCUUGCCAUUUGCACGGGUAUGUGAUGGGACAGGGUUUAGGCAGGUUGGCGAGGCGCCUUGCCUUUUGCAGGGGUGUGUUGCUUCAGGUAUAUGUCCUGCGGGUUGCUUGGUUUGGUAAGGAAGUAAGAAGGUUGAGGGCUUGAGGCAUUGAAGGCAUGCGAGAGUUUACUGAAACUAACGUAUGUGCGCCUUCGCCGGUGUACUAGCUGGGUGGACGCGCCCUGCACAAGGGAGCUUCCUCUGAACUGAACUCAUAUAAACCAAGACAGCCUGGCGCAUGCUACAUGCGUGCGUUUACCAGCGCCAAAAGGUGCAGCAUGCAGGAGGUCGUUGCUGCGGGAUGUCAGUGUGGCUCGUGGGCUUACGUGUGCGCCCCGCCAGUGUGGCUCUCAGGACCGCACGUCAGAAUGAGUGCCGUGUGUGGCAGUACGGUAGCGCGUGCGCGCGCACCUUUUCUUCAUCACCUGUAGAAGGUCGUCCCUGAGAACGCAUGUCGGGCAUGUAUCCGCCGCGUUGCCCACGUGGGGCCUAACUCGAAUGAAAUUGCCUGUGUUUGGCUAGGGGCGCCGCAAAGGUGUCCCUACGGCACUCAUCCAAACUUUCAUCCAGAGAAUUCAUGUCUUGCUGGUCUUGCCGUUGCCUGUUGACGCCUGGCCCAGAAUGAAGGCAGGCCGUUUGCGUGCAUUCCUGUUUCCCUUGGUCGGUGCUUUCACAUUCCGGGGACGCCGCGACGCACCCGUGUCGUAGUGCCAUGCCAGCUGGGGUACCUGGGCAAGUGUGAGAGCGAACUGGCGCGGUACAUCAGAACAUGAUUAUGCAUCCAGUGCCUUCGUGUUUUCUCCAUUCAUGGAUUCAAUGCUUCAUUCUUGAGCUAGCAUCUCGGUCUUGAGAGUUGGAGCGAGAGUGGAUCUUGUCGGUUGUUGCGUGAGUGUGUGAGAGUCGGAGCGUGAAUUCAACCCAGACCGCCAGACGGCCUGAUGAUUGUGCCGUAUAUUGUGCCGAUACUUUGGUACGUAUCAAACCAUCCCGCACGCUGGAAUGCGUCAUGCCGUUGCGUGUUGUAUUAGUAAGUUGCCAGGGUUCCGUCUUUUUAAU
This is a messenger RNA of Chlamydomonas reinhardtii, 4426 nucleotides long. RefSeq lists its product as uncharacterized. Gene Ontology annotation, molecular function: oxidoreductase activity. NCBI's taxonomy places the organism in Eukaryota, Viridiplantae, Chlorophyta, Chlorophyceae, Chlamydomonadales, Chlamydomonadaceae. The record is from RefSeq and is a predicted model, not a curated record. The transcript has 5 exons. The coding region runs from base 448 to 3006 and encodes 852 amino acids.